UACGACUCGACGAGAGUGUAAUAGGUCUGUUCUUCGGCCGAGUAAAUAGCACAAGUGCUGAAUAUUGUCAGCCUUAGUUUUGUGCGAUGGUUGUCACAAACACUAACAGCGCAUAUUUAUAUUCUUUGAUAGUGCAUUAAGAUUGCUAUGGACACGUAUGCAAAAUCUCACGUAUGUCCGCAUCAUAGAUGAGCCUUCUGUUUUCCUGUGGAACAUAGUAUACAACUAUUUAUAUCUAGAUGCGCAUGCACAAUUUGUAGAGGUUGUCCAAAUAUUAGCAGGUGUAAGUGUGAAAUAGUUUUACUUUUCCUGGUUGAUAUCUGUGAGGUUAAACUUUUCGUGCGUAAACUAUAGGAUCAUACAUUCAUAUACAUCUUGGUUGCAUGUAUACACGGCUUUGAUAGUGUAUAUUUACAAGCACGCUACUUUUAUAUGCGUACGUUGUAGAAAACAACAAUCUCAGCGCUGGUCACGACUACAGAAGAGACACAAAGAUGACAACCGUGAGGAUUGACGGUGAGACAGGCUAUCAGCUAUUCCUGCGUAUGAAAUAUGGCCUAAGUGAAGUGAAGUUAGCUACAGGGGUGCCUGUGUUUGACGCACUUCUGCAAGGCAAAGGAGUGGGAGCUGGAGAUGUCGUUGAUAUCUUUGGACCACCUUCGUGCGGAAAGAGUCAGUUACUGAUGGAAGCGAUCUGCGAGUUUAUCAUGCCCAAGCAGUAUAAGGAAGUCAAGAUAGACGGCAAAAUGGGUGGGGUGGUGCUGUUUGACGUAGAUGGAAGGUUCUCUAUUGCCCGACAAGUGCAUAUAUUGGAGAUCAAGAUCAGACAAAGGUUACAUGGACAUAUACCCAUUACCGACCACGAUUGCGAGGCGCUGAUCCGUGAGUGCCUGGGGCGGUUGUAUGUGACUACCUGCAUGACCAACGCUGUCGCACUGGCCAGUGUCAAAGACGCCUUUAAAACCAUCCCCACCUAUUCAUCUGAUGACGCGCCUGUUAAGCUGGUAGCUGUGGAUGGACUGUGCCAUCUGCAGUGGAGUGAUCGGCUGGAGACACAGCGUGGGUACGGUGGAGACUGGAUACCCAGGAUAUGUCGAGCUCUGAAGGAUCUUCAGAAUGAGCAUCGUUUGAUGUUGUACGUCACUACGAAUGCGAUGACACCCCAGGCCGAAAAUACAGGAAGAACAGCUUUCAUGGGCAGUGACUGGAUUAAGUCAACAACAUACCGCAUCGGGAUCAAAUCAAUGGGCGAUAGACUUCUGUGCUCUCUCAUCGGCUGCCCGAGUGUGGUGAUACAGUUCGUUAUUUCCGAUAGUGGCGGCGCCAUUGUCCAUUGACGACAAGAAAUAUACACAGCCAAUAGAGCACGUUUGUACACUCGCUUGUGCACUUGCAUACAACCAGAUCCCAUGUGUUUGAUGUAUGGGCAUGGGUUGAGACAUGUGAUAACUGUUCUUCUCUUAUAUAUCCCUAGUGAUAUUAAAUAGUAAAUGUGUUCUUGUUCGGGUUUGUUUUGUUUCGUG
Messenger RNA from Sphaeroforma arctica JP610, 1523 nucleotides. RefSeq lists its product as hypothetical. The transcript is spliced from 7 exons. Gene Ontology annotation, biological process: double-strand break repair via homologous recombination. The coding region runs from base 495 to 1337 and encodes 280 amino acids. Lineage: Eukaryota; Ichthyosporea; Ichthyophonida. Gene Ontology annotation, cellular component: Rad51B-Rad51C-Rad51D-XRCC2 complex; replication fork. The record is from RefSeq and is a predicted model, not a curated record.